Molecule: messenger RNA, 1392 nt
Organism: Gigantopelta aegis
Lineage: Eukaryota; Metazoa; Mollusca; Gastropoda; Neomphalida; Peltospiridae
Exons: 8
Coding region: 1-1392 (463 amino acids)
Biological process (GO): cell surface receptor signaling pathway; adenylate cyclase-modulating G protein-coupled receptor signaling pathway
Cellular component (GO): plasma membrane
Molecular function (GO): G protein-coupled peptide receptor activity
Source: RefSeq, a predicted model, not a curated record
AUGAAGCUGCACGCUGUCGCCUGUGCUCUCGACUUGCCACCCCACCUGGGGGGAUUGAUUGCAAGCUUUGGAUCACUGCUGGAGUUUCGCGUCGCGUACACCGGUCUCUCGGCCAUGCUGGAGGUAUGCCGAGAUCGGUACGGGUUCUACCCUGUGGAAACCUUCAAACUGCUAACUUGUUCCCUGUGCUACACUUACCUCUUUAAAGGGGAACAGGAGUUGUCGCCGAAUUGGCCGACAGGGCAGGAACUGGUGUAUCGGUCAAGCGUGGCGCGGUACCCCGCGGGCACGGUGUUCCACCCGGAUAUAGAUAACGUCAGCGUGGCGCGAGACAUCUGUCGGACGUUGAGUGACGUUGACUGUCAGAGGUGGACCAUGUGCUGUCAGAAGGCAAUCUCCUGCUGCGACCGUCAGAUGUCUCGCCCACCCACCGACCCGCUCACCCCGCACUGUCCCCGGACCUGGGACGGGUUUGGGUGUUUUGACGAUACCCUCCCCGGAAUGACCGCCGCGAUUUCUUGUCCUCUCUACAUUGAUCAGACAAAUCCCGAAGCUGAUGCAGACUGCAACUGCAAGGAUCCUCAUGGUGUCAGCGGUGUAGUCUUAUUGCGGGGACACUGUCCAAUCGCUAAGAGGCAGCUGAGGAAGCAGCACCGAAUCCAGAUCCACUUGAAUCUGUUCCUGUCGUUCAUCAUCGCCAAUGUUGCCAUGGUGAUGUGGGAGAACAUCGUCUACAAGGACCGCCUGGAGAACGCGGAUGAGCACGCCCUAAUGUAUAAGGACACGGUUGGCUGUAAGCUGCUGUACGUGUUGACGAGGUACGCCUGGACAAGCAACUUUUGCUGGAUGUUCCUCGAGGGGUUCCACCUCUACCGCCUGAUCGUCAAAGCCUUCAAAGUGCCUCGCUCCAUCAACAGCUACUUCGUGGCAGGCUGGAUGGUGUCUAUAAUACCAGUAUUGGUGUAUGCUGUCAUACGGAUGUUACGAGCGGACGAAGGACGAGCCCUCAAGGCCACGUGUGUCUUAGUUCCGGUUUUUGGCCUUCACCUUUUCCUCGUCGUCUACAGACCCAACGCGGAAUCAAGUACAAUAAUUGCUUAUGAGAUGUUUGCAAAAGUGGUCGUGGGUUCACAGGUUUCAUCUCAUCUGAAGGGGCUGUUUCAACCACUGGAACUGUUCCAAAGUGACUCGCCACAUUCCGGAAAUGCACGGACAUACUCGAACACCACAAAUUACGACAUAGGCUCGAACGGAAAUUCGCCGGGUUUGGCCCGCCAGGAGUCGCUGCUUAAAAACGCAGGUUCGAAACCAGACAAGCGGGAGUAUAUCUACAUGAAGUCUACUGGAUCGAAGAAAGGAAGGCUUAUGUACAACGGCCACGGGACCGUGUAA